AUGGAGAGGGGAGCGGACGUACGGAGCAGUUACUAUGGUCCCAGCAGCUCCGGCCCGAGCCAGAGGCCGUGGAAGAAGCCGCACCCGACUGCUCCAUCACUGCCCAGUCCUGGAGGAUCAUCACGACGGGACCUGAACCAAGGCACACAGUUCUCAGCAGUUCUACAGGAAAGUGGGACGCGGCUCUUCUACCAGGUGAAACCGUCCGGUCGGAGGAGAGUCCUGAAGAUGGUCCCUGGCAGGCCGGUCCAGACCCACACCCCAAUCCCACCCUUCGCCCGCACCAAGUCCUCCCUGGUCUCCCUCCAGUCCAAGUCCCACCUGGUCUCCCUCCAGUCCCCUCCAGUCCACAGGGCGUCCGGACAGUCCCUGGUGACCUCGGACCUCCGGGAGUUCAGGAGGGUCUUAGGUCGUGACCGUAGAGAGGGGAGGUCUGAGCUGGUCCUCCGCCUGCCGCAGAGACCCGAGGGCCCCAGUGUGUGGGUGGUGCAGGAGAAGAUCUCUCUCCCUCCGGCUGAGGAGGUGCAGGGGGUGGAGGGGGUGGAGGAGGUGCAGGGGGGACCGGACUGUGCUGUGGUGAUGUGGGAUGACCGCAUUUUCUUCAGAGUCCAGAAGGAGCUGGUCGACCUCUGCACAGAUGAGGAGGAAGAGGAGGAGGAGCAGGAGGAGGUGAUGUUUGUGGGCUGCUCUCCUGCUCAAACAGCUCAGGAGAAACCAGGGGUUACUCUGGCUCCUGGGGGCCUCUCCACACCGACUGUGUCUAGCAGAGAAGGGCCCAAAUCCAGAGGACAGGACCUGCAGACUCCUGAUCUCAGACUGAGGCAGUCGUUUGGCAUCACCUCUGAGCUGAGGGUUCGUCUUCCGCGCCUCAACUCUCUGGCUCCGCCCCUUGACUACACUCAGCCAAUCGAGGAGGACUUCCUGUGUGACGUGGCCCCGCCCCACGCUCAGGACUGCCCCCAAGUGGAGGCCACGUCCAGCCGCGUGGGUCGCACCCGUAAACGCACCAGGUGCCCCUGCUGCUCCCCGGCAGCACUGCUCCACCAUGCCCACAAGAGGAGACCCAAACCUGGGGACCGGCGGCCAGGGGAGGGGCCAAGGAGGGGACUGAGGCUGGACCACAGAGACCCGGACCUGAGGCCGGAGCACAGAGACCCGGACCUGAGGCCGGAGCACAGAGACCCAGACCAGAGACCAGAGAACAGAGACUCAGACCUGAGGCCGGGGCACAGAGACCCAGAGACCCAAACCCAGACCAGCGUUGGGAGUAACACAUUUCAAAAAGUCACAGAGGCCCCGCCCCCCUCAGAGGCUCCGCCCCCAACGGAGUCUCCUCCACCCACAGAGGCCCCUCCCCCCUCAAGCUUUCCAUCCGAGGCCCUGCCCCCCACUGAGGCCACACCCCUCACAGAGGCCCCUCCCCCCUCAAGGUUCCUAUCUGAGGCCCUGCCACCCACAGAGGCCCCGCCCCCUACUGAGGCCACACCCCUCAAAGAGGCCCCGCCUCCCACAGAGGCUCCGCCCCCCUCACACAUGGAGCUCUGUCUGCAUCGAGACAUCGAGCUCCUGAGGAAAACUCUUCAGCAGAAGGAGGCGGAGCUAGAGGCCCUCAGGAACAACAGGACCUAA
Messenger RNA from Knipowitschia caucasica, 1629 nucleotides. The record is from the annotation of a GenBank genome assembly. NCBI's taxonomy places the organism in Eukaryota, Metazoa, Chordata, Actinopteri, Gobiiformes, Gobiidae.